Suncus etruscus (white-toothed pygmy shrew) is the source of this 2764-nucleotide messenger RNA. RefSeq names its product toll like receptor 3 (gene TLR3). Gene Ontology annotation, cellular component: membrane. The record is from RefSeq and is a predicted model, not a curated record. Bases 4 to 2718 code for a protein of 904 amino acids. Lineage: Eukaryota; Metazoa; Chordata; Mammalia; Eulipotyphla; Soricidae. The transcript is spliced from 4 exons. Gene Ontology annotation, molecular function: protein binding; transmembrane signaling receptor activity. Gene Ontology annotation, biological process: inflammatory response; toll-like receptor signaling pathway; immune response.
AUUAUGAGACCGAGUUUACCCUCUCUCUACUUCUUUGGGGUACUUUUAUUCUAUUGGUUACAAUGUGUAUCUUCUACCAACAAAUGUACUGUGAGACAUGAAGUAGCUGACUGUAGUCAUUUGAAGCUGACUCAAAUACCUGAUGACCUCCCAGUUAACAUAACAGUGCUGAACCUUACCCAUAAUCAAAUCCGAAGAUUAUUACCUGACAAUUUUACAAGAUAUAGUCAACUCACUGUCUUGGAUGGAGGCUAUAACUCCAUCUCAAAACUCGACCCAAGACUGUGUCAAGUACUCCCUGUGCUGAAAAUGUUGAAUCUCCAACACAAUCAGCUAUCUCAACUUUCUGAUAAAACCUUAUUCUCCUGCAUGAGUUUGGUUGAACUCUACCUCACUUCCAACUCGAUUCAGAAAAUUCAAAAUAAUCCCUUUAAAAACCUAAAGAAUUUACUGAAAUUAGAUCUAUCUCACAAUGGCUUAUCAUCUACUAAAUUAGGAACUCAAAUUCAACUAGAGAAUCUACAACAGCUUUUAUUAUCAAACAACAAAAUUCACUCAGUAAGUCAAGAAGAACUUUAUUUUCUUGGCAAUUCUUCUUUGGAGAAAUUAGACUUGUCAUCUAAUCAAAUUAAAGAGUUCUCUCCAGGGUGUUUUAAUGCAAUCGGAAAAUUAUUUGGCUUGUCUCUGAACAAUGCCCGACUGGGUCCAAGUCUGACAGAGAAUCUUUGUUUUGAAUUAUCAAACACGAGCAUUCAGAAACUAUCACUGAGCAAUGUCCAGCUGGAGAACAUAAGCGAUCUGACAUUUCUUGGACUAGCGCAAACAAACCUCACCACACUUGAUCUUUCCUACAACUCCUUAAAUAUAAUUGGUAAUGAUUCCUUCACUUGGCUUCCACACUUAGAAUACAUCUUCCUGGAAUAUAAUAAUAUACAACAUUUAUCUUCUCGCUCUUUUUUUGGACUUCUUAACGUGAGACACAUGAAUUUGAGACACGCUUUUGCUAAACCAAGUAUUUCUCUGGCUUCGCUUCCCAAGAUUGAUGAUUUUUCCUUUCAGUGGCUAAAACAUUUGGAGUAUCUUGACAUGGCAGACAACAGCCUGCCAAAUACAAAAAGCAAUACGUUCAAAGGAUUGGUAGAGCUUAAAUACUUAAAUCUAGCCAACUCCUUCACAAAUUUGCGAAUUUUAACCAAUGAAACAUUUCUAUCACUCAUUCAAUCUCCUUUGCUCCUACUCAACCUAACCAGAAAUAAAAUCUCCAGAAUAGAGAGUGAUGCUUUUUCUUGGUUAGGCCAGCUAAAGAUUCUUGACCUUGGUCUUAAUGAAAUUGAACAAAAACUCAUAGGCCAGGAAUGGAGAGGCCUGGAAAAUAUUGUUGAAAUAUACCUUUCCUACAACAAAGGUCUACAACUGACUGACAACUCUUUUGCUUUGGUUCCAAGUCUUCAACGCCUGAUGCUCCGAAGAGUAGCCCUUAAAAAUGUGGAUAUCUCCCCUUCCCCCUUUCAUCCUCUUCAUAACUUGGUCAUUCUGGAUUUAAGCAACAACAACAUAGCUAAUAUAAAUGAGGAACUUUUGGAUGGUCUCAAGAAAUUGGAAAUUCUGGAUUUACAGCAUAACAACUUAGCCCGGCUAUGGAAGCAUGCAAAUCCUGGUGGUCCUGUUUAUUUUCUAAAGGGUCUUUGUAACCUCCACAUCCUUAAUUUAGAGUCUAAUGGCUUCGAUGAGAUUCCUACAGAGAUGUUCAAGGACUUAUUUGAAUUAAAGAGUCUCCGCUUAGGAUUGAAUAACUUAAAUACACUUCCAUCAUCUGUUUUUGAUAGUCAGGUGUCUCUAAAGUCAUUGAGUCUUCAGAAGAAUCUCAUAACAUCGGUUGAAAAAGAGGUUUUUGGGACACCUUUCAAGAAUUUGAGUAACUUAGACAUGAGCUUUAACCCAUUUGAUUGUACUUGUCAGAGUAUUGCCUGGUUUGUUAAUUGGUUGAAUAGUACCCGUACCAAUAUCUCUGAGCUAUCAAAAUAUUAUAUAUGCAAUACUCCACCUCAAUAUCAUGGUCAUUCAGUGAAACUUUUUGACAUAGCAUCUUGUAAAGACAGUGCCCCCUUUAAACUCCUUUUUAUAAUCAAUACCAGUAUCCUGUUGGUUUUUAUUUUCAUUGUACUGGUAAUCCACUUUGAAGGCUGGAGAAUAUCUUUGUAUUGGAAUGUUUUAGUGCAUAGAAUUCUUGGAUUUAAAGAAAUAGAAAAAUUGCCAGAGCAAUUUGAAUAUUCAGCAUAUAUAAUUCAUGCUCAAAAAGACAGGGAUUGGGUCUGGAAACACUUUUCCUCUAUGGAAAAACAAGAUCAAACUCUCAAAUUUUGUCUGGAAGAAAGGGACUUUGAAGCAGGUGUCCUUGAACUUGAGGCUAUUGUGAAUAGCAUCAAAAGAAGCAGAAAAAUUGUUUUCAUUAUAACACAUCAUCUACUAAAAGAUCCAUUAUGCAAAAGGUUCAAGGUACAUCAUGCAGUCCAGCAAGCUAUUGAACAAAAUCUGGAUUCCAUUAUAUUGAUCUUUCUUGAGGAGAUUCCAGACUAUAAACUGAGCCAUGCUCUUUGUUUGAGAAGAGGAAUGUUUAAAUCUUAUUGCAUCUUGAACUGGCCAGUUCGGAAAGAGCAAAAAAAUGCCUUUCAACAAAAACUGCAAGUAGCACUUGGAUCGAGGAAUUCAACGCAUUAAAUUAUUUAAAGACUAAGUAAACAAAGAUGUAGUCUCCCUAUCCUAA